CACGAUACGACCCGCGCAGCCGCAUGUCUCCCUUACCACUACAGUGCUGUGUUUACAAGUGAAAUCAAUAUCUCUUUAUAACGAACCUUUAACGAGUCAAAAUUGACGGUAGCGACAUUAUUAUUUGUCUUCUACGUUGCAAUGUUACAAGGAUGGCGACUAACCGUGUCGAAGUUGUUCCUAAUUCCUCAGCGGUACGUCCUCGGUAUCAUGGGACUGCUGGCUGUAUGCAACGCGUAUACAAUGCGCGUCUGUUUGAACCUCGCGGUCACUCAAAUGGUUAACAAUACUAAUAGUGGAAAUGAAAACUAUGACCCUAACGCAUGUCCUGAUGAUAGCGAAAUAAUUGGCAAUGGAACAGCUGAUUUUAAGCCUCACGCGAUUUUUGAGUGGUCUGAGUCGACUCAAGGACUUAUUCUUAGUGGAUUUUACUACGGGUACGCAAUCACUCACGUCCCUGGCGGAUACUUGGCUGAAAGAUACGGGGGCAAAUGGACUCUUGGAAUUGGUCUUUUGAGUACAGCCAUAUUCACUUUAUUAACUCCGAUUGUCGUAAAAGCCGGUGGAGCAACAUGGUUAUUCAUACUUCGUGUUUUACAAGGCAUGGGAGAGGGUCCAACAAUGCCGGCUCUGAUGAUUGUGUUAGCUCGGUGGGUCCCACCACACGAAAGAUCACGACAAGGCGCUUUGGUCUUUGGUGGUGCGCAAAUAGGCAAUAUAUUUGGAUCAUUUAUGUCUGGCAUCCUUAUGGCAGGAGGCGGAGACUGGGCUAAUGUAUUUUAUUUCUUCGGUUGUUUCGGAAUUAUGUGGUUCAUUGCUUGGAGUAUUUUCUGCUAUAGUACACCAAAUACACACCCUUUUAUAUCUGACGAAGAACUGAAAUAUCUCAAUGAAACUGUACCUAGCGCCGAAAACGCCAGUAUCAGGGAUCCUGUACCUUGGAAAGCCAUUGUUAGGUCUGUUCCAGUUUGGGCCCUUUUGUUUGCAGCGAUUGGCCAUGAUUGGGGAUACUACACAAUGGUAACGGAUCUACCCAAGUACAUGACAGAUGUACUUAAGUUCAACAUCGCUACAACAGGAACGUUGACUGCUUUUCCAUAUCUCGCCAUGUGGAUCAGCGCGUUCAUAUUCGGCUGGGCUUGUGAUGUUUGUAUAAAGCGUAAUUGGCAUUCAAUCAAAACUGGAAGAAUUAUUCAUACUACUAUUGCUGCUACUGGUCCAGCCAUCUGUAUCAUAUUGGCUUCCUACUCUGGAUGUGAUCGUUUUGCAGCUGUCGCCUAUUUUAUAGCGUCUAUGGCUUUAAUGGGUGGCUUUUAUAGUGGAAUGAAGAUCAAUGCACUAGACCUGGCACCUAACUAUGCUGGUUCGUUGACAGCUAUGAUUAAUGGAACGUCCACAAUAUCAGGAAUUAUUACACCCUACUUAAUAGGGCUAUUAACUCCCGACUCGACUUUAGUGCAAUGGCGGGCGGCAUUCUGGGUAUGCUUUGCGGUACUCGUGGGAACUAACGUGAUUUAUUGCAUCUGGGCUGAUGGAAAGCAGCAAUGGUGGGACGAUGUACGUCAGUUUGGCUACCCAGAGAACUGGAAACAUGGUCCAUUAAUUACAGCAAAUUUAGACAAGGAGAAAAGCAAGAAAAAGGAAGCGGAAGGCACUGCGUUAUAA
Messenger RNA from Melitaea cinxia (Glanville fritillary), 1665 nucleotides. RefSeq names its product putative inorganic phosphate cotransporter. Gene Ontology annotation, molecular function: transmembrane transporter activity. The transcript has 10 exons. Gene Ontology annotation, biological process: monoatomic anion transport; transmembrane transport. Bases 142 to 1665 code for a protein of 507 amino acids. The record is from RefSeq and is a predicted model, not a curated record. Lineage: Eukaryota; Metazoa; Arthropoda; Insecta; Lepidoptera; Nymphalidae.